Corythoichthys intestinalis (scribbled pipefish) is the source of this 751-nucleotide messenger RNA. RefSeq names its product ribosomal protein L9 (gene rpl9). Gene Ontology annotation, molecular function: structural constituent of ribosome; rRNA binding. The transcript has 7 exons. Lineage: Eukaryota; Metazoa; Chordata; Actinopteri; Syngnathiformes; Syngnathidae. Bases 7 to 663 code for a protein of 218 amino acids. Gene Ontology annotation, cellular component: cytosolic large ribosomal subunit; ribosome. The record is from RefSeq and is a predicted model, not a curated record. Gene Ontology annotation, biological process: cytoplasmic translation.
UUAGUGAUGUCUGAUGACGUCACUUCCGCAUGCUACAACAACGCUGUGACGUUUUUCCUCCUUCCUUUCCUACUAUCAGCGAGAAUGAAGACCAUUCUCAGCAGCCAGACAGUGGACAUCCCCGAUAAUGUCGAGGUGAAGCUGAAGGGGAGGACAGUCACUGUCAAGGGUCCCCGCGGCAAACUCGUUCGGGAGUUCAAUCACAUUAACCUGGAGCUCCGUCUUCUGGGCAAGAAAAAUAAGAAGCUGCGUGUUGAGAAAUGGUGGGGGAACCGAAAGGAGCUCGCGACAGUUCGCACCAUUUGCAGUCAUGUCCAGAACAUGAUCAAGGGAGUCACUUUGGGCUUCCGUUACAAAAUGCGUUCUGUAUAUGCCCAUUUCCCCAUCAACGUUGUCAUGCAAGAGAAUGGCACUCUGGUGGAGAUCAGAAAUUUCCUGGGUGAGAAGUACAUCCGUCGUGUCAGAAUGAGGACAGGUGUGAUGUGCACAGUUUCAGCAGCCCAGAAAGACGAGCUGGUGCUGGAGGGCAACGAUAUCGAGCUGGUGUCAAAUUCAGCUGCUCUCAUUCAGCAAGCCACCACAGUAAAAAAUAAGGAUAUCAGAAAGUUCUUGGAUGGCAUUUAUGUGUCUGAGAAGGGAACAGUUGUGGAUGCGGAUAAGUAAAACCUGACUCGCCACUCAAGACAUCAAAACGUUCCUUAAAGCAACUGUCAUCAUAUUGUUAGACCAAUAAAGUUGGAAUAUUGUUUCA